Messenger RNA from Stylonychia lemnae, 1308 nucleotides. The record is from the annotation of a GenBank genome assembly. Lineage: Eukaryota; Ciliophora; Spirotrichea; Sporadotrichida; Oxytrichidae.
AUGAAAAAAUAGAGAAACAGCAUAUCUAUUAUAGCGUUUAUCCUCCUUGGCUUAGUCUCUUCUUAAAAUGUUGAUAGACCUCUUUCAAUUGGAGAGAUGCUUGAAAAUGCUAUAGAUGAUACUGUAUAAGUAGUAAUAGAAGGCAAUUAGCAAACUCUUUAGGAUACUAAAAAAGAGUACAAAAGAGUAAGAUCAACCUAUCGGAAAGAAGCCUAAGAAGUGAACGAUUAGAUUGAUGAUCAAGAUAUCAUAUCUCUAAAGUCUUCUUACAGAGUAAGCUACAAACCCUCUAAUUCGAGGACAUAUACUUCUUCCUUCAGAUACUCACCAUCUUCCUAUACAUAUAAGCCUUCCACCUAUAUUUAUUCUCCUAUUCAAUAUUCCUAUAAGCCAACAUAAACAAACAGCUCUUACCAGUAUAUUCCCAAUAACAUUGAAUCAAUAGGCAAAGAAACUAAUGGUAAUUAACUAAAUGAAGCUUCUGUUCAAACUAUUUCUGAAUCAGUGGCAGUACCCUCUAAAGCAGAGAUAAUUAGAGAAAAUUUCAAUAUUCUUAACUUGAAAUCAAGCUACAGCUCACCAACAACAAGACCAACAUCAAGACCAACUUAAAGGACUACAACCAGGACUACUACUACAACCAGGACUACUACUACAACCGCUUAUAAACCAGCUUACUAGCCCGCUUACUAUACUACCUCCUAAACUUACAGAACAACAACUACCACUCACUAUACUACCUCCUAAACUUACAAAUCAACAACUACUACCAAGCCAGCAAAUACUACUACCUAAACUUACAAACCAGAAAAUACUUAUACCUACACAUAUAGCUACACUUACGUUUAACCAGACUAUCAAAAACAAUAUUAUUAUGCUUAUAAUGGAUAUUUUGAUAGUGACAGUCAAUAUUCUUAUUCUGAUAGAGACUCUGAUUCUAAAGAAUCAGUAUCUCCAGGAGUUAUCGCUGGCAUAGUAAUUGGCAGUGUUUUCUUUUGCUGUUUCUGUAUUGGGUGUUGUUGUGUAAAUAAGAAUAAGCAUCAUAUUGAUCAUCAUUAAACUCAUGAUGUCCAUUCUUCAUAUUCUAGCCAUUCUCAUCAUAGUCAUAAACAUGAUCAUAAUUAAAUGCAACCACAAAAUAUAAACAAUGCCUAUCCUAUUUACUAGCCACCAGAUUUAAGUUAACCACAAGGAUAUCAUCAAGUAUACCCACAAGUAUAUCCUACAGACUAAAACCUUAUCUAUCAAUAGCAAUACCAGCCUAUUCAAACAAAUUGGUAAGAUGAUUAGUCAACUACAAAAGUUUGA